AUGUCAUCGCAACCGAACACCACCGUGCUGGAUGAGCACCGUGACAUCCCGUACAUCGCGACAGAUGCCAGGAAUCCGCUGCACGAGUUCGACUUGUACGUCCCGAAGAGGCGGGAGAACCUGGAUACGCGGCUACCCCCGCUGGUCUGCUUCAUUCACGGCGGCGCAUGGCGUUCCGAGGAUAAGGCCGAACACGCCGGGCUUGCUCGACGACUCGCUGCGCAUACCAACUUCCCCGUGGCUGUCCCUAAUUAUCGUCUCACUACCGCCUCAACACCCAUUCGUCAUCCAGGACAUGCGGAGGACCUACUUGCAUUCUUGCAUUCCCUUUUGACUUGGUCUGGUCCGCAAGCAUCCGCGCCUACACCGCCGUAUGAUCCGACCCGGCUCUACCUCAUCGGCCACAGCUGCUCGGCGCAUAUGCUCACGUCCAUAUUCUUGCAGCCACCCGAACCCGCGUCGGACGCCUCUCCGCUACUGGCGUCGCCAUCUUCCACUGCAUCUGGCGUGCCUUCACCUCCACCGUCCCCAAUACCUACUCCAGACACGCUUGUGCCUUCACCGGCCUUACUUGCCGCUACCCACGCUAUCGUGAUGUCCGAGGGUUUAUACGACCUUGACGCGCUCUUGGUCACGUACCCCGCGUAUAAGACGUGGUUCAUCGCGCCCACAUUCGGCCGCUUGCGUUCAUACGCGCCGUGGAACACCGCUUCUUACCAAUUGCGCCCGGGGGCAGAGCAUCUGAGGUGGCUCAUCCUGCACUCGAAAGGAGACACCUUGGUCGACCAAGGGCAGAGCGAACGGAUCUGGGGACAUUUGACAGAGCUCUAUGGACAAGACGUGCAUGUAGGCGACAAGGGUGGACCAGUGCAGAGGGAAUGGGAGGUGCUCACGGAGGAGCACAACGAGAUGCUAGCCGGUGAAGUGUACCCGCGCCUCGUAGGGGACUACAUUCUGGCCAAUAUCCAGUGCCAAGAGUCAGCUGGCCCGUCCUAG
This is a messenger RNA of Rhodofomes roseus, 996 nucleotides long. RefSeq names its product Alpha/Beta hydrolase protein. The record is from RefSeq and is a predicted model, not a curated record. The coding region runs from base 1 to 996 and encodes 331 amino acids. The transcript has 2 exons. Lineage: Eukaryota; Fungi; Basidiomycota; Agaricomycetes; Polyporales; Fomitopsidaceae.